CCACCAUCGGAAGAAGUACUUUUGUCAUCAUUGGUUAGCAACAUCAUAACAAUGUUAUUUAAAAGAAUUCAGAGACUUAUUGUACUCUAUGGUCUUAAAUAAAUGGGCGAAUAGUGUAGAUAUGUUGCAUGGCUCAGGGCGACCACACUUCGCUAGCCACUAGGUCCUUAAAUGUUUCUUUUUCUUACUGGGCAGAAUAUGCCACCGAGCCUUCCUCGGAUUAUUUCUAUCCGAAUUAUGGAAUAAUUUCGCGAUACAGUAGGGCAUUUUCACGUGUCCGAUGGUGGUCGUACUGCAUGUGAUUAUGAUGCAAAACAGCCACGAUUCCUGUGUUUGCGCACAGGAGAUGUCACUUCCUGUUUCCUGUCAUGUGACUCAGCAAAAUGGCGGCGCCCGUGAAAUUUGCAAUUGCCGAUAAAAAUCUUUCAAAACACCAUUAAAUGAUAUCGGAUUAUCCUCAAAUAUUCAAGAGCUGGAGGCCAAGGAGGCUUGCGAUUGGCUGAGAGCUGCCGGCUUUCCUCAGUAUGCGCAACUCUACGAAGACUCUCAGUUUCCCAUCGAUAUUUCUUCAGUAAAAAGGGAUCACGACUUCUUGGACGGCGACCUGGUGGAGCCUCUUUCCCGGCGCCUCAACACGCUGAACAAGUGCGCCUCCAUGAAACUGGACAUCAGCCACCCCAAGAAGAAAGGUGACGACUCAGAUGAAGAUGACCCAAUGGCCAUCAGCAAGCGUUGGACGUUUGAAUGGAGCAGCCGCCGCUGGUCGCGCCUCCAGGACCUCCUGUCGGACGGCGCCCCCCACGGCCGAGGGGAGGGACCAUGCAGCGCGGCAAGCAGCGAAAGUGCGCUUAGUGAGCUAAGUGAGCACGAGCUGGGCGACAUCUCCUCGCUUCACAGCGAGGAUUCCGCCUCCACGGCUGCGGACGCCAUGUCGGUAGCGUCCCUGUCGGCCUCCUACCGGCCGCCACCGCGCGACCUCCCGCACUACAACUCCCUGCCCAUCAAGGGUGGCCGCCACGGACAGGCGGGGCGCAGCAAAGCCAAGGAGUUCCUGCGACGGAUGGAGCUAAUGCGCACCUGGGGGCCGUCCACUAUGCGGAAGAGCUCCAAGCGCAGGCCCCCAAUGGUCAUUAGCGGACCAGUGCUGCAAGGCGAGGAGCCCCUGGCCCUGCAGGUUUUGCAGUGUACUCCCAUCAGCCAGUUGGAGAUCAACCUGGACAGGGAAGAUAGCGAAACAUCACCCGGCGACAACUGCGGCGACCUCUCCAUGAUGAACGUCAGCCCCAUUCGCGACCCUACGCCCCCACGACCGCGCACGGCCAGCAAGCGAAGCAGCAAGUACUUAGAGGAUAUGGCCCUCCCGUUGCGGGGCAAGAGGCCCGAUGGAGAGAGGACCCAGUUCUACUCACAUGAAAACCUCCUCAUCCACGUACCCAAAGACCACAAGCCGGGCACCUUCCCCAAAGCGCUGUCCAUUGAGAGUCUGGCACCCGGAAGAACCUCCACUAACACCGCCGUCUCUCGACUGCCCAAAAAUAAGAACCUCGAUGACUCCUGGUCUGGCCGUCCACUCUCCAAGCCCCCUUGCCCGAGAGCUCCAAGAGGCAGCAGGGUCAGCGUCUACGACAACGUCCCCGGCUCCCACCUAUAUGCCAGCACGGGGGACCUUCUGGACCUGGAAAAGGAGGACAACCUGUUCCCGCACCUCGAUGACAUCAUCCAGCACGUCAGCGGUUUACAGCAGAUUGUGAACCACUGGACCCGUGGCGUACUGGCGGACAGCGAGGACGGCGAAGAUGGCGAGGGCAGUACUACACCCGUUUCGAUGAAUGACACCGACUCCACCGGGACUGGACGGGAGAGGAGGGAUUCCGGCGUUGGGGCUUCCUUGACAAGACCACGAGUCCGCUGGCCCAGUUUCAGGACCUCCGAUCUCAACCAGCCGUCGUCGUCGCUGCAGAUCAGCUGCCAGUCAGCCGCUCAGCUCAGGCUGCUGCACAAGUUCUCCUUGCUGCGCCUCACCGCCAUCAUGGAGAAGUACUCCAUGUCCAACAAGCACGGCUGGACCUGGUCCGUGCCCAAAUUCAUGAAGCGUAUAAAGUCUCCGGACACCAAAGACAAGAGCGUGUUUGGCGUCCCGCUCAUCGUGCAUGUACGACAUUGCGGCUUCCCGCUGCCCUUAUGCCUCCAGCAGGCCCUCGCCCACCUCACGCGCCACUGUUUGGACCAGGUGGGCCUGUUCCGCAAGUCCGGCGUGAAGUCGCGCAUCCAAGCGCUGCGUCAACAGUGCGACGCCUCGCCCGACUCCGUGGACUACGAGGACCAGUCGGCCUAUGACGUGGCCGACAUGCUCAAGCAAUUUUUCCGGGACCUUCCGGAGCCGCUGCUGAGUAACAAACUGGGGGAAACCUUCCUGCACAUCUAUCAAUACGUGCCCAAGGAGCAGCGUCUGCAGGCGGUGCGAGCAGCCAUCUUGCUGAUGGCGGACGAGAACCGCCAGGCGCUGCAGACGCUCCUCUACUUCCUGCACGACGUGGCGGCGCAGGUGGACGAGAACCAGAUGACGGCCGCCAACCUUGCUGUCUGCCUGGCGCCGUCUCUCUUCCACCUCAGCCUGACCAAGGGCGACACGGUCUCGCCAAGGUCCAUCCAGAGGAAGUACGCCAGCGGCCGACCGGACCAGAAGGACCUGAACGAGAACAUGGCCGCCACUCAAGGCCUCGCUCACAUGAUCAUGGAGUGCCAGCGUCUCUUUCAGGUCCCAGAGGAGAUGGUGAGCCAGUCCCGAAACUCUUACAUGGACGCUGAGCUUGUAGCGCCCCUGCUGGACAAUCUGGGUAAAGCGCGCCGGGAUGACAUGGACGAGGACGAGGAGGAGGAGGACGAAGACGACGAGGAGAUCGACGUAAGCUCCCACCACGCUCAUGUGGAGAAGCUGAUCCAGGACCUUCUGAAGGAGACCAAAGACAAGAGCAAAGCGUGGAUAUGUCGACCCACAGGAGAACACAUGGAACUGGCCUCCAAAAAGGUGGGUGACGGCAACCCCCUACGACGGUGGCGCGUCAGCACGGAGGUGCCGGCCACGCCCGCUGAGGUUCUGCGCCGGUUACUGCGAGAGCGCCACCUGUGGCAGCUGGAGCUGCAACAGGAGAAGGUCGUGGAAACGCUGGACCGGCAGACGGACGUGUAUCACUACUCCUGUCACAAUAUGGCGCCGCUGCCCCGCAUAGACUACGUGAUACUCAGGUCCUGGCGUUCAGACCCAGUCAAAGGCUGGUCCGUGUUGGUGUGCAUGUCAGUGGAUCACGACGACGCACUGCGCACGGCGGCGGCGGUGCGGGGCGUCGUCCUGGAGUCCCACUACCUGCUGGAGCCCUGCGGCAUCCCGACCAGAACCAGAUUGACACACAUCUCCAGAGUCGAUCUCAGGGGGCGAGCUCCAGAAUGGUACAACAAGGCAUACGGGCACCUGUGCGCCAACGAAGCGCAGAGGAUCCGGGCCUCAUUCCUCAGUGCGGUAGAACCCUGGCCAGUAGGAUCUCCACGCUGACCCUCAUGGUACCAGACCGCGUCCAUGUACUGUAGUGCUAAGAAAAGCGUACUGUUGGCAGCUGGACUAUUUUUGGGGGGGGGGGGGCUCCUCACAUUCAACUCAUGCUUUGUGAUGUCAUUGUGAUGUCAUCACAACGAUCCACCGGCGGAACCUUCUGGACUUGUCUUGACCAGAAAAGUUAAAGGAGAAGUGAAGAUUAAGAAGGUCCAUGUCUGAGACAUGUCAUCUUUGCACUGCUUCUGGGAAGCAUCGCGUGUGUGUGUAUGUGUGAGAGGUAGUUUGUGUGAACGUGAUGAUGUAUGUUUGAGAGUGCGUGUGUUCGUGUAUGAGAUAAUUUGUGAGAGAUUGUGUGUGUGUUGUAAAUAGUAGCUUUUCAGGGUGUCGCGAUCAUAUUGAUACGCUAACAGUAGGAAGCAAUAAGAAACAAAGCGCUUUAGUGUCUCUCGUGCAGUUGGAGGAGCCAGCGUCGCCGUGGCGAUGCAACGACACGUUAAAAAGGUGCCAUAUGCAACACAGAAUUGUUGUUUUUGAAAAAAAAAUCAUGCAAAAAACAAAACAAAAAACUCAUUUUAGUUAUUCAUUAGACCGAGAUGGACAUAUUUGUGAGAUGCCGGUGAAGGCUUAACUGUUGGGUGGAAAAAGGAUUUAAAUUUAAAGGCUGUCGGGGUGGGGGCGGUUCUUAAACUAUUAUAUGUACGUGUGUGUGUGUGUGUGUGUGUGUGUGUGUGGAAAAAAAACAAUGUAUGUGAAACGUUGCUAUCAUUUUGUAAAUUGUUAAAGUAAAAAUAUGAAUAAA
Molecule: messenger RNA, 4349 nt
Organism: Syngnathoides biaculeatus (alligator pipefish)
Lineage: Eukaryota; Metazoa; Chordata; Actinopteri; Syngnathiformes; Syngnathidae
Product: stAR-related lipid transfer protein 13-like
Exons: 14
Coding region: 656-3550 (964 amino acids)
Biological process (GO): regulation of Rho protein signal transduction; actin cytoskeleton organization; signal transduction
Molecular function (GO): lipid binding; protein binding; GTPase activator activity
Source: RefSeq, a predicted model, not a curated record